AUGUCAAGAUUGUGGUCUUUAAAGUCUGGAAAGGUAUCCAAGUUAACUGCUCACAAUCCUGAUUCCCACAGGCUUUUCAGCUGCACAUGGAGUGGACACUCCGGCGUCCACAGCUCAGUGUACGACCUUAGCUGGAUCUCCAACAUACAAGUGAAUCAACCGGCAGUUUUGAGGCGAGCGGAACAAAUCCAGGCGCGCAGAACCUUGAAGAAGGAGUGGCAGGCUGCUUGGCUCCUGAAAGCGGUUACCUUUAUAGAUCUCACCACACUGUCGGGUGAUGAUACCUUUUCCAACAUUCAGAGGCUCUGUUACAAAGCCAAAUACCCAAUCCGGGAAGAUCUCUUAAAAGCCUUGAAUAUGCAUGAUGAAGGCAUCACUGUGGCUGCUGUUUGUGUUUAUCCUGCCCGGGUUUGUGAUGCUGUGAAAGCACUAAAGGCUGCAGGCUGUGACAUCCCUGUGGCAUCAGUGGCCACUGGCUUUCCAGCUGCACAGACUCAUUUAAAAACUCGAUUGGAAGAGAUCCGAUUGGCUGUGGAGGAUGGCGCCACAGAAAUCGACGUGGUCAUUAAUAGGAGCCUGGUGCUGACCGGCCGAUGGGAAGCCCUGUAUGAUGAGAUUCGGCAGUUUCGCCAGGCCUGUGGGGAGGCUCAUCUCAAAACCAUCUUAGCCACAGGAGAACUCGGAUCUCUUACGAAUGUUUAUAAAGCCAGUAUGAUAGCAAUGAUGGCGGGAUCAGAUUUUAUUAAGACCUCUACUGGAAAAGAAACAGUAAAUGCCACCUUCCCGGUAGCUAUAGUAAUGCUACGGGCCAUUAGAGAUUUCUUCUGGAAAACUGGAAACAAGGUGGGCUUUAAGCCAGCGGGAGGCAUCCGCACUGCCAAGGACUCCCUGGCGUGGCUCUGUCUCAUGAAGGAGGAGCUGGGGGAUGAGUGGCUGAGGCCAGAACUCUUCCGCAUAGGCGCCAGCUCUCUGCUCACAGACAUAGAGCAGCAGAUUUACCAUCAUGUGACUGGAAGGUACGCGGCUUCUCAUGAUCUUCCAAUGUCCUAAAUCAGCAACCUGCCUCAGAGAAGUUCUUUGCAACAAUGUUUAAAUGUAUUUUUUUUGCAUAAUUCCUAGCCAUGCCAUUAAAACAUAGGAGAAUAGAUAACUGACUUUUUUCUCUUAAAAUUUCUACUGGAUUUAAGCCUCAGAAAUGAAAGAAAAAGCAAACUAAUCUAUAAGUGGCCCUCAUUUCAGGUACAUCUGAAACUACCUUAAUUACCAAAAAAAAUCUGCACUAUUAAUUUUGUGAAGGUGUUCUCCUGAAACUCUGGGUAAAAUGUGCAUGAUAGUUUUGAAACCAUCAAAUUCUAAGGGGUGGGGAAGGAAGCUACCCAGGAAGUAUGCCCAGCAAACAAAUUACAGCAUUCCCGAGCUGCUACAGAAAUGACUCCAGGAGCACCAAUUCUGUGUUAAUAUCCUGCCAUGAAAUCCCAUCCUUAAGUUUUGUAGAGAAGA
This is a messenger RNA of Fukomys damarensis (Damara mole-rat), 1500 nucleotides long. It is a transcript of the gene Dera, whose product is annotated as deoxyribose-phosphate aldolase. The record is from RefSeq and is a predicted model, not a curated record. NCBI's taxonomy places the organism in Eukaryota, Metazoa, Chordata, Mammalia, Rodentia, Bathyergidae. Bases 1 to 1050 code for a protein of 349 amino acids. The transcript is spliced from 9 exons. Gene Ontology annotation, biological process: deoxyribonucleotide catabolic process; carbohydrate catabolic process. Gene Ontology annotation, molecular function: deoxyribose-phosphate aldolase activity. Gene Ontology annotation, cellular component: cytoplasm.